Oldenlandia corymbosa var. corymbosa is the source of this 2078-nucleotide messenger RNA. NCBI's taxonomy places the organism in Eukaryota, Viridiplantae, Streptophyta, Magnoliopsida, Gentianales, Rubiaceae. The record is from the annotation of a GenBank genome assembly.
AUGGAUGGGAACAAAGAUGAAGCUCUGAAAUGUUUGGAGAUUGCCAAGCAUUCACUCCAAUCAGGCGAUAAAAUCCGUGCCCUUAAGUUCCUCAGGAAGGCCCGGCGUUUGUUCCCUUCAAUCGAAAUCGACGAUCAGCUUUCCGAGCUCGAUUCUUCAGGGCCCGCGGAAGCUACUGAUGAGAGCGCCUCGAAACCAUUCGCCCCACUUGACAGCGGGCCUCGCCGUAGGACUUCGGCAAAUGGGCCGGCGGCAUCUUCAUCUUCGUCGUCAGCGGCGUAUACUGAAGAGCAGGUUACAAUUGUGAGGGAAAUCAAGAGGAAAAAGGACUAUUAUGAGAUAUUGGGGUUGGAGAAAAGUUGCAGUGUUGAGGAUGUGAAGAAGGCCUACAGGAAAUUGUCCUUGAAGGUUCAUCCUGACAAAAAUAAGGCACCUGGUGCUGAAGAGGUUUUUAAGAUGGUUUCGAAGGCGUUUCAGUGUCUGAGCAACGAGGAAAGUAGGAAAAAGUAUGAUCUUGUUGGGUCUGAUGAGGCUGUUUACGAGACCCAGACUCAGUCUCGUGCGUAUAGGCGUGGAGGUGUUCAGGGAUUUAAUGGGUUUUACUAUGAUGGGGACUUUGAUGCCGAUGAGAUUUUCAGGAAUUUUUUCUACGGAGGUAUGCAUCCAGCUACCACAACGCAGUUUGGUGGGUUUAGCUUUGGUCCUGGUGGAGUGGGGGUGAGAAUGGGUGGUAAUCACGGUUCUAAUGGUGGGAUGCUGAGAACAUUAAUUCAAGUACUGCCUGUCAUUUUGAUAUUGCUGGUGAACUUUUUGCCGUCGCAACAGCCAAUUUAUUCCCUUUCAAGGUCUUACCCUUACGAAUAUAGGAUGACCACGGAGAAGGGGGUAAAUUAUUAUGUCAAAUCCGAAAAGUUCGCUCAGGAGUAUCCACCAAAUAGUAGAGAGCGGGUGGCAUUUGAAAGACAGGUUGAGGGCGACUAUCAUAGAACUCUCUCGCAUUACUGCCGAAUUGAGAUUCAAAACCUUCACUGGGGCUACAAGCGCGAAACACCGAACUGUGAUGCUUUGAAACAGUUUGAGGCAGCAAGGGGUUGAGAGAGCCAAAAACUUGCAGCAAUAGGUAUUAUUUUGUUUGUAUAUUUUUAAGUCUAGUACAGCAUACAUUAUUAAAGUUGUUUUCCUUGUCUUUUGUGUUUUUUAUCCUGCUGAAUUCUACCUGUAUCACAAAAUUAUGUUGUAGCCAAACUGCCCAAACCAACUGUUUCGAUUGGGUGUUGAGUAGCUGGCUUUCUAUGGUCAAUUCAUAUAUUUGAAAGGCAUUCACAUUAUAAGUUAGAUAAUAUCUUCUUUGACAUGAGGAUCUUCUGUCCUCUUGAUAAAAAUGAACAUGCCUAGUACAUUUUUAUCAAGAAAUUUAGAUCUUUUAAGAAAUCAAUCUCAAAAGUGAUGACAAUCUCUGGAAUGGGAUUUGGCAUUUAUUUCAACACAUAUGGACUGAUCAAAGUUAUUCCUGACGAAUUUGAGAUUUGUCUGCAUUUUUGCUAAAACUCAUCAGUUAGUAAAGGUGAUGGAUGAUGCGUACACUGAGUCGGCAUCUGUAAUGGGAGAAGCGUGUUUGUAUUAUUGUUCUAAUGUUUAAAGCUAUCAAAUGCAACCUCUUAAAAUAUAAUAGAGUAUGUGUAGACCCAUUUCUUCAAGUAACCAUUUUUUUGUCUGAAUUUUCAUUUCAUAAAUUUAAGUCAAAUGGAUUAUUGCCACAGAAUCCAUGUUCGUAUUUUGAUGCCUGGUCAUUAAAUGGUGGACCAAAUAGGUGAUUAAAUGAUUCCAUAUUUACUCUUAUUGUGUUCGUAUAUGAGUUGUCUGUUUCACUUUUUCUUGCAUUUUUAUGAGUUGUUAUGAAAGCAUUGCUAUCUACUUGGGAAAAAAAAUGCGUUCCGGUUGUGUAGUAAGAAUAAGCAAUUCUUAUUCAGGAUUAAGAAAGAAAAUUUGUAAGAGAAGCACUCACAGUUGUCCUUUCGUGCAGGUAUUCUGGCACAAUAUAAAGGGGCGCAGUUGGAAUACAAAUCAUACAGAUCGUU